AUGGUUAUGGUCUUGAGCUACAUCAUUCACCCGCCCUCCACCAUCCUCUAUGGGGAAGACUCCUUCACCUCGAUCAGCCAAACAUCCUCGUCAAGAAUGCCUCAAAUCCAGGUCAUUGUCCCUUCGAUUCCUGGAUCUCAUGACAGAAACAACCGUCCAAUCCUGCGCUCUGUUGAACGAUCACCCAUCCAGCGACCCAUCGAGGCAUCCUCGUCGCCGUCCGGCCUCUGCACUUCCACGCGCAACCGCGCCUGUGUCCUCAGCGAGAGUGAGAUCAGUGUUCUUGAUCUGGGCCCUGGGCUUGCCCCUGGACAUAUGAGGAACUCGGAGUACGCGAGGCUUUUUGCAGAUACGACUGAGAAAGGACCAGAGAUGUCUUUCAUGCAUGCUCCGUUGCCCUGGACGGAGGUGCCUGUUCCUGAUGUCCUGCGUGAUCCUCUUCAGCGAGGCCGGGUCAAAGCUACGCCUGGUGGUCGGCCUCCUGCUCUCCGUUCCGAGGACUCUGACUCGGUCGCUGUCACCUCUGACAGCAUGUCCUUCAGCAACGAACACCCGCUUCGUCUUCGGGACCGUCGACACAACGACAUUCGUAUGGGUGCGCACGCAAAGAAAUCCCGUGCUACUCGGCACACAGGAUUCAUGGGGUAUGGAUAUGGAUAUGGAUAUGGCGGGUAUGGAGAGGACCACUUCUUCAUUCUGGCUGACGACGAGUUACACUGUGAGGCUCGUGCCCUCUUCGUCCGGCAGUCUUCCAGGCCGUCGCCUCCUUUAUGGCCUGCUGUUCAUCGCUCCAAGAGUUGGUUUGGUGGUAUGUACCCCGAGAUACCGGCUUUGCGUUAUGGCCUUCCCGUCCCUGUAAACCGGCAAGAGGAUGAGGAAUUGUUUUCUGGAGUGGUUCUGGAUGACGAGCUCAUUGAUGAUUCGGACGGCGGGUUUUAA
This is a messenger RNA of Penicillium lagena, 939 nucleotides long. RefSeq lists its product as uncharacterized. Lineage: Eukaryota; Fungi; Ascomycota; Eurotiomycetes; Eurotiales; Aspergillaceae. The record is from RefSeq and is a predicted model, not a curated record. Bases 1 to 939 code for a protein of 312 amino acids. The transcript has a single exon.